Molecule: messenger RNA, 633 nt
Organism: Drosophila obscura
Lineage: Eukaryota; Metazoa; Arthropoda; Insecta; Diptera; Drosophilidae
Gene: Obp28a
Product: general odorant-binding protein 28a
Exons: 1
Coding region: 70-501 (143 amino acids)
Biological process (GO): sensory perception of smell
Molecular function (GO): odorant binding
Source: RefSeq, a predicted model, not a curated record
GGAGAUAAAUCAGUUUGUGAUUCGAUUCAUUGGGAUAACAUCUAAAUAUCAAAAUAGUAGCAAACAAAUAUGGCUCGCUUUGUGUGCUCUCUGCUCGUUGUGGUGCUCCUGGGCGCCGUUCUGGUGCGCGGCUUUGACGAGAAGGAGGCCAUGGCCAAGAUGAUGGAGGCCGCGGAGGGCUGUCUGGGCGAGGUGGGCGCCAAAGACACUGAUCUGCAGGAUCUGGUCAAGAAACAGCCGGCCACCACCUACGAGGGCAAGUGCCUGCGUGCCUGUGUGAUGAAGAAGUUUGGUCUGCUCGAUGGCAACGGAAAGCUGGACACUGCCGCCGGACACGAGAAGGCCAAGCAGUACACCGGCAACGAUCCUGCCAAGCUAAAGAUUGCCAUGGAGAUUGGUGAUAUCUGUGCGGCCAUCAAUGUGGCCCCUGACCAUUGCGAGGCUGCCGAAGCCUAUGGCGCCUGCUUCAAGAGCGAGGCCAUCAAGCAUGGCUUGAUGUAAAGGAACCCUGCAAAAUGAUGGAACCGGACUUGAAGACCCGUACCCGGAGUGGCCACUCCACGAGAAAAUCUGUUUAAGUUUAAUGUAAUUCUUGGAGACAUAGUAAAUGAUGGCGUUUUAAAAAGCAAAGCA